Drosophila ficusphila is the source of this 2495-nucleotide messenger RNA. It is a transcript of the gene GckIII, whose product is annotated as serine/threonine-protein kinase svkA. The record is from RefSeq and is a predicted model, not a curated record. Gene Ontology annotation, biological process: protein phosphorylation. The transcript has a single exon. The coding region runs from base 317 to 2230 and encodes 637 amino acids. Gene Ontology annotation, molecular function: ATP binding; protein kinase activity. NCBI's taxonomy places the organism in Eukaryota, Metazoa, Arthropoda, Insecta, Diptera, Drosophilidae.
CGCUGCGCUCCCGCAGUUGGUCACACCGGCAAAGUUGUUCGCAGCAAAAAAAAAAGAGAGAGAUUUUACGGAUUAGAUGAGAUACGAACGAAAAAAUUAUUAGUCAAGUGCCCCCAUAGCGAAGCAGAGCCAGCGAAACCAGCCCACAGAGGAGUCCAGUCCAGUCGGGUGCACUCCACGCCAGUCGCGAGCCAGCUAAGCAGCCAGGGAACCUGGGAAAGACGAACAGCAGGAGGAGGAGGUGGAGGAGAGCCAAGAGCGAAGAGCCACGAAGUGGGAAGAGCAGGAGAGCAACCAGGCCAGGUAGUUAGCCAACAUGUCCUGGACGGAGAAAGUGGACCCCGAGCUGAUCUUCACCAAGCAGGAGCGUAUCGGCAAGGGGUCCUUCGGCGAGGUGUUCAAGGGCAUCGACAAUCGCACCCAGCAAGUGGUGGCCAUCAAGAUCAUCGACCUGGAGGAGGCCGAGGAUGAAAUUGACGACAUCCAGCAGGAGAUUAUGGUGCUGUCGCAGUGCGACUCGCCUUACGUCACCAAGUACUAUGGCAGCUUCCUCAAAGGCACCAAGCUGUGGAUUAUCAUGGAGUAUCUGGGCGGUGGAUCUGCGCUGGAUCUCAUGAAGGCCGGCUCCUUCGAGGAAAUGCACAUCGGCAUCAUACUGCGCGAAGUGCUGAAGGGCCUGGACUAUCUGCACUCGGAGCGAAAGCUGCAUCGCGACAUCAAGGCGGCCAAUGUGCUGCUGAGCGAACUGGGCGACGUCAAGCUGGCGGACUUUGGAGUCGCCGGCCAGCUGACCAACACAACCUCCAAGCGCAACACCUUCGUGGGCACGCCCUUCUGGAUGGCGCCCGAGGUGAUCAAACAGUCUCAGUACGACGCCAAGGCGGACAUCUGGUCGCUGGGCAUCACGGCCAUUGAGUUGGCCAAGGGCGAGCCGCCCAACUCCGAGCUGCAUCCGAUGCGCGUGCUGUUCCUCAUCCCGAAGAACAAUCCGCCCCAACUGACCGGCAACUAUACCAAGUCGUUCAAAGACUUUGUGGAGGCUUGUCUAAACAAGGACCCGGAGAACAGGCCGACGGCCAAGGAGCUGCUCAAGUACCCGUUCAUCAAGAAGGCCAAGAAGAACGCUUACCUAAUCGACCUUAUCGAUCGCUUCAAGAAGUGGAAGCUCUCCAAGGGCGACGAAAGUGAGACGGAGUCGGAGAACUCGGACUCGGAUUCGGAUGCCAAGCAGGGCGGCAGCAGCCAGGACGAACCGUGGAUCAUGACCGUCAAGGGGCUGCACAUCAACAGUGCUCCACGCGCGGGCGUCAACAGUUUCCAGCUGCAGGAGCACGAGCUGACCAUGCAGAAACUGAUGCAGACCACACACUCGCCAUCCGGCGGCGGUGGUCAGGCCACUCCUAACGCCUCAGCAUCAGCGUCCUCUGUGUCCGCCGUGGCGGCCUCAGCUUCCUCCGUGUCCGUCAUCACAGCCAAUGAGGCUGUCUCCUCUGCAUCCGCCCUGCCCCCACAGAACAGCCACGUCCACAACCACAACAACAUUAACAACAACAACAAUAUCAGCAACUUGAGCAACAAGCACGCCACCACCACAAUGCUGAAUGCAACUCCUCUGCCGAGCAGCGUGACUAGCUCCUCGUCGGCGAACGAGCUGCAGCAGAAGCGGUCGAGCUCCAAGCCGGAGUUGCGCCAAUCGCGUUCCGCCGCUCCACUGGAUCAAGUGGAGGAUCGUCGUGCCUCUCUGGGCCUGCCACUGCAGGCUUCGGUUCCGAGUCCAUCGCCAGCCGAGCAGCAGCAGCGUCGCAGCAGCCAACGUGAAUCAUUCCAUGCAACAAACGCCGCCUUGGCCGCCAGCGGCAGCAACAACCACAGCCACGAGGAGCACGUGGUGACCAACCAUGCCAGCCAUGCCAAGCACACUGGGGCGGGACAACGCCUAGUCCAGACGAACAGCGCCUGUCUGAACAACUUCAUAUUCCCCGUGCUGAGCGAAAUUCAGCGAAAGUACUCCGGCGGAGGAUCUGGAGGCGGAGGACCUAGUGGCGGUGGACGUAACCUCGGCGUGGGCAGCGACAUUGGCGACCUGAAGUCCGUUUUCGAGCUUGCUGAGCGCUCAAGCCCCGGAGUUAGCGACCUCUUUAUGAAGGAGCUGAUCCACAUGCUCGUUCCUGGUUAUUCGGAGACGCGCAUCAACACGAUCAUGGACCGCGCCAUACGCAACCGCAAGUAGCUGGCGAAGCCGUAGCCAAUUCCGAUUCCAAGCAACCUACUUUACUAUAUACACACAACAUUAUUAACGAGACCGAGACAAAACAAACUGAAACGCUGGAGCAAAACAUAUUCCGACAUAAGUGGCCAACGAAGGAGCGGAAGCGAUGUACAUGUAUUUCAAUUGAACAGUUAUUUAAGCAUACAAUAUGUAUUCGUUUGUUUAUCUGCAAUAUUAAUCUAAUGUAAAACAUAUAUAACUUCAGAAUAAAAACCCCACAAAAAUA